UCGGUUUAUUCGGGUUGUAUUUUUUGGCAGUUUUUUCGGGUUGGUUUGAGCGGUUUAUUCGGGUUGUAAAAAUUUAUGCACAACCCUAGAUGACAGUACUGAAGAAAGUGAUGUUGAAGCUGAUGAUUAUGAAGGAGACCCGGAGUAUGCAUAGGAUGAUGUUGGAAUGGAUGUCGACCAAAUGGCUGAACAACAUUUGCUAAGGAAGGGAAAAAGGCCUGUAGAAAUUGAUGUAGGAGAUGGGGAUAUGGUGGAAUCUGACAAUGAAAUGGGUGCACGAGAUAGCUUAGCUGAGGAUGAGAGUGAUGGGAAUGAUGGUAGUGAGUUCCACAAAGGAAAGAAAAGAUUUGAAAAAGUGAAACUACCUGAUUUGCCUGAGUUUGUAGCAGCAACUGACAUGGCCAAACCAACCUUUAAAUUGGGAUUAUCCUUUCCAUCAAGAAAAGUGUUUAAGCAAGCAAUAAGAGAGUAUGCAAUACAAAAUGGAAAGGAUAUAUGGUUUAAAAGGAAUGAUCCACAUAGAUUCAGGGCACAGUGUAGGGGUGUUAACUGCCCUUGGGUGUGUUUUGCAUCUAAGGUUGAUGACACUCCCACUUUUGUCAUCAAAACAUAUGAAGCUGAACACAAGUGAUCUAGGACAAAUAAUAACCGGUUUGCAACUUCCUAGUGGUUGAGUGACAAAUACUUGGAAGAGUUCAAGAUUAAUGAAAAAAUAGGUGUUUCCACAUUUAUGCACAAGGUUAGUAAGGACCAUGUGCUUGAAAUAUCAAGGGAUAAAGCCUAUAUAGCUCGGGUGAUUGCAACAAAAAACAUUAAAGGGAGCUAUGAGGAACAAUAUGUUGCUCUUUGGGACUAUGCAGAGGAAAUUAAGUCAACUAAUAGGGAUUCAACAGUUGAGUUUCUGACAAAAAUGGCAGAAAAAGGGGUGCCACGGUUUAAGAGGAUGUACAUAUGCUAUUCUGGGUUGAGAGAUGGUUUCAAUGGAGGAUGUAGGACCAUGUGCUUGAAAUAUCAAGGGAUAAAGCCUAUAUAGCUCGGGUGAUUGCAACAAAAAACAUUAAAGGGAGCUAUGAGGAACAAUAUGCUGCUCUUUGGGACUAUGAAGAGGAAAUUAAGUCAACUAAUAGGGGUUCAACAGUUGAGUUUCUGACAAAAAUGGCAGAAAAAGGGGUGCCACGGUUUAAGAGGAUGUGCAUAUGCUAUUCUGGGUUGAGAGAUGGUUUCAAUGGAGGAUGUAGACCCGUCAUUGGUUUAGAUGGGUAUCAUAUUAAUGGUGUACAUCCAGGACAACUACUAAUAGCAGUUGGUGUAGAUGGAAACAACAAAAUGUUUCCUGUUGCCUUUGCUGUGGUGGAAAUAGAAAAUAAAGACUCUUGGAGUUGGUUUGUGAACCUGCUGAGGAUAGACUUGAAAAUUGACAACUCUAACCACUAGACCUUUAUCAUAGACAAACAAAAAAUAUUGGAACAAGAUUUGAAGGGGAUGUGGGAAGAAGGGAUACCUGAAGUUGAGCAUAGACAUUGUGCUAGGAAUUUGGAGAAAAAUUUCAUCAAGGUGUUCAAGGAUAAAUCAUUAAAAGACCUGUUAUGGAAGGCUGCUAGAGAAGUAACUAUUCGAAGGUUUGAAGCUGUUAUGGAAGAGAUUAGAAAGAUCAAUAAUGAAGCUUAUGAGUGGUUGAUUAUUGCAGGUCCAAAACAUUGGUCUAGAUCACACUUUAGGACUAACCCUAAAUGUGAUAUUCUGUUGAAUAACAUGUGCGAGGCUUUAAUGGGACAAAAUCAAUAUUGGUUGCUAGAGACAGAACAAUAUUGUCAAUGCUAGAGCGACUCAGGAUGUACUUAAUGCAAAGAAUGACCAAAAAUAGACAGACUGCAAACACAUGGAAUUCUAACCUUGCACCAAAAAUAGUGACCAUUCUUGAAAAAAUCAAGGUUGAAGCUGGAUCACACUUGCCCACAAAGUCAGGAGAUUUGAUCUACUAGAUCCAAACCAUGUAUGGGUUCAUGUACUCUGUGGAUUUGAAAACGUGGGUGUGUUCAUGUAGAAAAUGGGAACUUACUGGCAUUCCAUGUAGCCAUGCAGUGGCUGCUAUUUGGCAUAAUAAAAAAGAUCCUGAGUUGUAUGUCAGUAAGUGGUACAUGAAAGAAUACCACAUGAAGGCUUACUCUCACAAAAUUUUUCCGAUUAGAAAUCAAAAUGAGUGGCCUAGAAGUGGGAAGGUUGAAAUGCCUAUUUGCAAAAAACAGCCAAGCAGGCCAAAGAAAUCAAGGAAAUUGGAGCUUGAUGAAAUGACUUCAGCUACUGGAAAGAAAUUGAAAAGAAGAUAUAUCAUAAUUAAGUGUUCUGGCUGCGGUGGAAAGGGGCACAAUUUUAGAACAUGUGAAAGAAAUGCAGCAACUUCGGCUAAGAAGAACCCACCAAAGGAUCCUAGAACUUAUGUAAAAAACCAUAAUCCAAUGCCUCAUGAUUCAGUAAGCUCAUCAACCCAAAAACACAAGUACACAAGAAACCACUCAACAUUUUCAGAAUAGAGCUCAGGCCAAGCAAUCUAUUCUAAUGAAACAAGCAAACAAGCAAGAUAAAUGUGGAAACAUUUUGAGGAAGAAAGUGAGAGUUGCAUCAAUGAACAAUGACCCAUGAAUAUGACCACUGGAUGCUUUUUUUUUGUGUGGAUAUUGGGAUGCUUUUCACCAUUUUGAAUGUGUAUCAACAGGAAAAUUUGCAAAUCAUGUCUUCCAUUUUGAUUAGUUUGUGUAAAGGAUGACCAUGAACUUUGAGAUUUUAGAUUUGUUAUAUUGAUUAGUUUAUGUACAACAUCUCAGCAGGAAGGUUCUUAA
Messenger RNA from Humulus lupulus (European hop), 2837 nucleotides. RefSeq lists its product as uncharacterized. The transcript has 3 exons. The record is from RefSeq and is a predicted model, not a curated record. Lineage: Eukaryota; Viridiplantae; Streptophyta; Magnoliopsida; Rosales; Cannabaceae. Gene Ontology annotation, molecular function: zinc ion binding. The coding region runs from base 1992 to 2531 and encodes 179 amino acids.